CUCGAUAGUCAUGAGGGCCACAUCAUCGCAAUCGAGCAAAGGAUACAAGACUUGUCAAAACACAACAAAGGCCGAACGGAGGGCAUAGAUUACGUCUCUAUCCAUGUACCAAAGACUACGGACUGGAUCAGGGAGGCAGUGCUCUAAACGAGUACUUAGAGAACCAACACUCUAUGGCCUACAAAGAUGAACGGCUCAUAAGGCUGCAAAAAGAGCUGGACGAAAUCACAUCUACGAAUUCCCAAUUCCGAACCGAGAACACUACACAGAAGGACAUGAUAGCUAACUUGGAGCUAUCAAACACGCGCAUAAAGCAAGAGAAGAGCUCGCUCGAGGAAGACAUCCAACAGGCCUCAAAUGUCAUUAAAAACAUGCAGGGGUACCGAGAGCAAAGCGAUCGGCAGCAAAAGUCACCGCGAAAACGCAUUAACGCUACUGUGGAUACUCUAGAGGAUACCGAGAAACAGCUUGCUACGAAGACCAGUGACCUUCAAGCAGCCCUGAACACCAUAGAGAAAUGCAACAAAGAUCUUGUUGACACCGAGAACAAGUAUUCAUCACUAAAACAGUCCUCUAACACCAAGAUCCGAGAGAUGGAGGCCGAAUUGGAACAACACCAGAAGACUGUUAUUCAAAAAGACAUAGCAGCUUCGAAUCUUGGAUUUUCAUCCGACAGCGAGAUUGCCAGGCUAAAAAACACUGUCCAAUCGCACCAGGAAACCGUUGCUAAGAAAGAGGCAACACUAUUAUCGUUGAACAAAGAAAUUUCGGAGAUGAAGGCCAUGAUCGCCAAGCAUGAGGGCAUGCUCACCCAGCAGGAGGGCACAAUCGCUGAGAAGGAGGAACUACUCGCCGAGAAGGAGGGCAUCAUCGCCAAGCAGGAGGGCAUGAUCACCGAGCAGGAGGAUAUGAUCGCCGAGAAGGAGAAAUCAAUCGCUAAGAAGGAGAAAUCAAUCGCCAAGAAGGAGAAAUCAAUCGCCAAGAAGGAUAACACCAUUGCUAGAAUGGAGAACACCCUUACUGAGAAGGGGGAAAUAAUUGCUGAAAUGGAGAACACGAUCACUCAGAAAGACGGUAUCAUCACUGAAAAGGACGCAACUAUUGCCAAGAAAGAGGAUACUAUCCUCGAGAAGGAUGCAGCAAUGGCUGAGAAAGAGAACACCAUCGCUGAGAAAGACGCAACCAUUGCCGAGAAGGUGGAAGCUCUUUAGCUCAGGAACUGACGUCUAAGAACAAGAUCUCAGAAC
Boeremia exigua is the source of this 1247-nucleotide messenger RNA. RefSeq lists its product as uncharacterized. Lineage: Eukaryota; Fungi; Ascomycota; Dothideomycetes; Pleosporales; Didymellaceae. The transcript has 2 exons. The record is from RefSeq and is a predicted model, not a curated record. The coding region runs from base 174 to 1211 and encodes 345 amino acids.